CUCUCACAUGAACGCGCAUUGGAGAAGCUCGGCGCGCACCAGCAGCCCUGUUUGUUUGUGUUGAGAGAUUGGAAAUGGCGGAGAGCAGAGACCAAAAGCGAUAACUUGGGGUUUGCAUUAGCGUGUGCGCCGUCAUUGAAACGCUGAAACCACCAAAAACGAGUGAUUUAUCGGAGUUCCUCUCGGUUUGCAAGCUGCCGACGGGACACAAGAAGUCCGACACGGGGGUUUUCAAAACAAGGUUCGGGGAUUUUUUUUUUUUUUUUUUUUUUUUUUUUGUAGCAAAGCUGGGUUAGCUGAGCUAGGCUAACCGUGCUUGCUAGCUUCCAAGUCGUGUGUGUGUGUGAGUGUGUGUGAAUUUAACUACGCAGGCUUGUUUGUCAACAUAAGCUGAGGUUAAAUUGCGAGCCAGGCUAAGCACGCCAACUUUCACUCCCCCCCCCCCCCACCUCCAAGCUUGGUCUUGGGGUUGUUGUUUUUUUUUUACAACAUGUAUGUACGCAAUUUAGCUGACUGCAGGAAUCAUCUACCAAAGUAAAGAGUGGAUGCAAAAAAAAAAAAAAAAAAAGUCCUGACAUCUGAGUGAGUUAAGCUGGUUAGCUCGGUUGGCUAACUGGCUCGUUUUUACGCGCUGUCCUGUUACGCGCAUGGGAAUCAAUCACCCAGCGUGACACCUUUUAUUGCAAGAGGAUCUUUAUUUACAAGUCACGCUGAGAGGACAAACACAGUUGGAGGCCAGCAGGCUUCUCCCUGCACCUGGGAUGGUGCCAUGUGACAGAGCGGCUGUGGAGCCAUAACCCCACCAGCGCAGCUCCAUAAUCUCGACCUCCAAGCUGCUCGCCCACUGCUGAACUCGUCCUCCUCCUCCUCCUCCUCCUCCUCCUCCUCCCUUUAUCUUCGCUCUGAGCCCUGGACGAGGCCACCACAGCCACCACAUGACUCACCUACUGGAGCCCUAGAUCAAGUCAGUUGAAGCUGAAAAUGAGUGCAGUAGGGGAGAACCCUCUGGACCCUGCGACACCAGAGUCACGCAAGAGGAAGGUCUCACCAUGCGACACAUCAGGGCAGAGUGUGGAGAAGCGGAGACGGGAGCUGGAGUGCCACUACAUCGAGGAGCUGGCCGAGCUGCUGUCAUCCAACAUGGGCGACAUUGCCAGCCUCAGUGUCAAGCCCGACAAGUGCCACAUCCUCAAGAGCACCGUGGACCAAAUCCAGCAGAUGAAACGGCGCGAGCAGGAGAAAGCAGCCCUUCUGUCUCCGGAUGACGAGGUGCAGAAGAGUGACAUCUCAUCCAGCAGCCAGGGGCUGGUGGAGAAAGAGGCCCUGGGGCCCAUGCUGCUAGAGGCCCUCGAUGGGUUCUUCUUCGUCGUGAACCGGGAGGGCCGCAUCGUCUUUGUCUCCGAGAACGUGACGGGUUACCUUGGAUACGGCCAGGAGGAGCUGAUGACCUCGAGUGUGUACAGCAUCCUCCACGUGGGAGACCACAAUGAAUUUGUCCGUAAUCUGCUGCCCAAAAGCCUGGUGAACGGCGGGCCGUGGCCUCAGGAACCUGCCCGGAGGAACAGCCACACGUUUAACUGUCGCAUGCUGAAGCGGCCGCCGGAUGAGUUGGACUCGGAAAAUCCCGAGGCUCGACAACAAUACGAGAUCAUGCAGUGUUUCACCGUGUCCCAACCGCGCACCUUGCAGGAGGAGGGAGAUGACCUGCAGAGCUGCCUGAUCUGUAUCGCCUGUCGGAUGCCUCGCACUCAGCCUUUCAACACUGAGUCUUUCAUCACCAAGCAGGACCCCACAGGGAAGAUCAUCUCCAUAGAAACAAGUGCUUUGCGAGCGACGGGCCGGCCUGGCUGGGAGGACCUGGUCAGGAAGUGCAUUUACGCUUUCUUUCAGCCGCAGGGCAAAGAGCCCUCCCACGCCAAGAAGCUGCUGCAUGAGGUGAUGACCCACGGCACGGCCAUCAGCCCGCUGUACCAUUUCACGUUAAGUGAUGGAACCCCGCUCAGCGCUCAGACCCGCUGCAAGUUCUGCUGCCCCCCCAACCCUGAUGUUCAGCCCUUCAUUAUGGGCAUUCACACUAUUGACAGGGAACACAACACUGCUAGCUCUCAGGAAAACACUAACCCCAGCCUUCCACCCAACCUCGGCAGCCUUGCCCAGACUCCCUCCCGCUCCCCUUCCCUUCCCCCCGGCAGCAACUGGACUCAAGGCUCCGGCGUCGCCGCUGCUGCCAACAACAGCAGCGGCAACGCCUCCUCUCACGGACACAACUCAACCACACCCACAGGCUACCUGACCCCCAACCGGACCUGUUCCCAGCAGGUCAACAGCCCCUCCCCUCUGAACAGCCCACUCACAGCCACCCCUACCUCUUUUAUGUCGCCCAGGAUGCCACGGGCCAGUCCUGGGUCAGUGGGGAGCCCUCGGGUACCGGGGAACCCCUUCUCUCCUUCCACACAAGGCCUCAAUUCCCCGACGGGGGCUCUCAGCAGCGGGGGCGGCCUUAACCGGCAGCUUUCCGCUGGUGAUAGUAGUAGUAGUAGUAGUAGUAGUAGUAGUAGUAGUAGUAGUAGUAGUAGUAGCGGCGCCAACGGUGGCUCGACGGGGUCCUUCUCCCUGUCCUCUCCUGCCUCCCAGAGACAAGCCAGUACGCCCGCCGGCACCCCUACCCGGCCUCCAUCUGCAAAACCUCCAGAGGACAUGGAAGGAGGGGGAGAGGACUCUGUAAAAGCCCCCCUUCCUUCUGCCUCGCCGCUGGGAAACCCCAGACACAAUCCGCUCCUGGAAAGCAAUGGGACAGGAGUGGAAUCCAACAACAACAACAACAACAGCAUCCAUUGCACCUCAUCACCUCAUCCUCCGACCCCUGUUCCUCAGUGCCCUGCCUCACACAGUACUCUGACUGAGCGACAUAAGAUCCUGCACCGGCUGCUCCAGGACAGCAGCCCCAACGACACGACCACCACCUGUACCUCAGAGGACGGAAUCAACAAGAACCAAGUGGACAUCAAGAAGGAGCCGCCGGCCAGUCCUGCACUGGUCAAUGCGGGUCCUAAGUCCAACUCCAGAGAGCCUCAGGACCACCAGCUGCUCCGGUUUCUACUGGAUACAGACGAAAAGGACUUGGGAGACCUGCCGCCUCCGUCUGCCCUCAGUCUGCAGACGGUCAGAGUGAAGGUGGAGAAGAGAUCCAGCGGGGAGGGGCCGCUCUGUAUCGGGUCCACUGCUCCGUCAGUGGGUGCAUCCAAAGCUGCAGGAGUCUCCAGCAGCCCAUCCUGCAUGAGCCCCAAAUCGAGCCCCGUCGGAGAUAACCGCAGAGACAGCCGCAGGGACAGCCGGGACUCCACGAUGUCGGGUGGCCCUGUUGACAUGGACCCUCUCACCCAGCUGCUGCCCGGCCUGAGAGGCCCGAGCGGGGCCAAGCAGGGCGGCGAGGAUCCAACAACCCCUGGAGGAGGCCCCCAGCUACACUCUCCGGCCCCCCAACGCCCAGCUCAGCUCCAGUCCCCCGUGCCUCAGCUCCAGUCCCCCCUGUCCCAGCAGCCCCAGACCCUUCCCCAGUUGCAUUCGCCGUCACCGCAGCUCCACUCCCCCUCCCCCCAGCUCAAACUGCAGUCGCCCACUCAGCUGCAGCCCGGUGAGGCCAGCACUCCCCGCAACGUCAAUGUGAAGAGAGAGCCUCCAGGCACUCCUAACCGAGGUCUCAGUGAUGGCGGCCCGCCCUCCGUCUGCAGCCUCCAGAGUCAGUCAUCCUUUGAUUUCUGCAGCCCGCCCACUCCAGGCCAGACUCAGGCCCAGGGACAGGGAGACCUCUACCAGACCCCCAAAGACAGCAGCCCCUUUCCUGAGGCGGAAAUCAUCAACCCCUUCAGUUCGAGCACUGGCUUAUCUAAGAUGGAUGUGGGAGACUCCCAGUUCCAGCCUCUGGCCCUGUCUGAUACCUUGACCUUUGACGGUCUUGGAACACCUUUACAAGCUCCCUUAUCGUCACCUCAAGAGCAGUGUGUUCCCUGCACGCUGGACGAAGUGCUGGGCCCUCCGACCACACCCGAGGGACGAAACGAUGAGAAGGCUCUGCUGGAGCAGCUCGUCUCCUUCCUCAGUGGGACUGAUGAGAGUGAACUGGCUGAGCUGGAUAAAGCCCUGGGGAUCGACAAACUGGUACAGGGCGGCUGCUUUGACCCUUUGCCCCAAACCUUUCCAACCCAGCAGCCCACUGCCUCCCCCGUCACCUUGGACCCUAAACUUCCCACCUACCCCACCCAGUUCACAGCAGCUCCACCAGCUCAGUUCCCUCCAGAGCUGGCCACCGUGGGGCCACAGGGUCUGGGCUUCGGAGCACCUCGUGCGGCGUUCCCUGCUGGGGUGACGGGCAUGGGGCUGAGGCCGGGAAUGACACGUCCACAGGGGGUGAACCCCGGGCUGAGGCUGCCACCCAACCAGCUGCGCCUGCAGCUGCAGCAGAGACUGCAGGGCCCACAGCAGCUCCAGAACAGGAUGGCAGGCAUCACCCAGUUUCCAGGAGGAGCUCAGCAUGUGAACAUAGGGAUUCGUCAGGGGGUUCAACAACCUCAAAUGCCCUCACAGCAGCCUCCGCUGAACGCCCAGAUGCUGGCCCAGCGUCAGAGAGAGCUCUACAGCAUCCAGCACCGGCAGCGCCAGCUCUUUCAGCAGAAGGUCAUGCUGAUGAGACAGAACCUGGCGGGCACUCCGACCGGAGCCGUCGGGACCAUCGGAACCGUCCGAGUCCCGAAAGGUUCCCCAACAACGCCUCAACCACCGCCGCCGCCGCAGCAGCAGCAACAACAACAACAACAGUUCAGCUUCCCACCAGGGUACAGCCCCAUGACGGGAAAAUCCCCUACCUCACCGAGUCACUUCAGCCCCAUGAGCGGGAGUCCUCUGGACAACAAACUGACCGCCAGAGUUCCUCUCAGUAACCAGACGCUGAUUGGCGCCGUGCAGGGUCCGUUCAACAGCAGCGUGAACCCGUCUCUGCAGCAGGGUCUGUUUCAGCAGUUUGGAGGGUCUGCUUUAGUCCAGCAGGACCCACCUUUCCCUCCCGAGAUGAGCCCGACCAGCCCGCUACUGUCACCUCAAAACUCCGCCUCCCAGAGUCCUCUGCUCCAGCAAGCCCCGCCUCCUGGCUACCAGUCACCAGAAAUGAAGAGCUGGCAACAGACGGGCGUGGCCAGCAACAGCCUGUUCAGUCAGUCAGGACAGAGCGCAGGGCAGGCUUUCGGCCAGCAGGGGGUUUACAACAACAUGAGCAUCACCGUCUCCAUGGCCGGAGGCUCGGGCGCCGUCGGCUCGUUACCUCCCAUGGGGCAGACGGUCGGCUUGAGCAACAGUAACCUCAGCAACGUCGCCUCGGUGUGCAGCGACCAGCAGGUGCAGCAGGUUCAGGUGUUCGCAGACGUCCAGUGCACCGUCAACCUGGUGGGCGGCGACUCCUACCUGAACCAGGGCCCCAUCGGCGCCGCCGCCGCCUCCCAGAAGGGCCCCGCGCCCCCGGGCUCCCAACAGAACAACCAGGCCCAGCAGAAGAGCCUCCUCCAGCAGCUGCUCACCGAGUGACGGCCCCCCCGCCCGCUCUCCAGCUCUGCUGCUCUACCCUCUCUACUUCUCACUUCUACGCCUCCUCCUCGGAGGUCGGUGCACCAGACCCAUUGCUGUCUCUGUCUCACCUUUUUGGAUGGAAGGAUGGAUGUUUGGACGGGCCUCAGCCACGACGGCUCGGAGAGGUCGGCGGCGGCGGUCGUCGGGCCUCGUCACAUCUGUGCGGCAUUGGUGGAUUCGGGGGGGCCCGGUUUGUUUGAAACCGCCCCCAAGAACUUAACGGAAAAGACUCAAGUCAGAAGGAGCAGCAGUGUAUUUAAAACCUGCCUGUCUAAUCUGUCUGACAACCUGUCUGUCUGCCUCAGCCUAUUAAAGGCAGUGUUGUCUUGCUGCUCAUUCCUCGGUGACCUACUUCCUGCUUCCUGACCCAAGAAAACAAACCGCGACAUCAUUUGUAGAUUUGCCAAGUUGUCGUCACUGUCAAAUCAGGGCCGGCCUCCUCCUCCUCUUUUUUUGUUGUUGUUGUUGUUGUUGUUGUUGUUGUUUGUUUUUCUUUCUCUGCUGGACCGUCGCGGCAGCAGCAGCAGCAGCAGCAGCAGUGCAUCUUGGGAGCAUGAGUUCCAGCGUACAGCUGAGAGCUCUUUUAACGUGUGGGAUUAUCCCACACAUCAGCAGCACCUCUGGCUUUUUUUUUUUUUUUUUUUUUUUUUAAAUUAGAGUUUUUUCUCCGACCUGUCUCUCAGCGAUGUGGGAAUGUUUUAAGGUUUCAGACCUCUGUGGCAUUGUGGGAUAGAAGCUCAGUAUCAGCUGGUUCUGAGACUGUCUCUCUCUAUCAGCUACAGUGCCUGGUGGAAGUUUGAGUUUUUCCCGAGCUCUGCUUCUUCUUCUUCUUCUUCUUCUUCUUCUUCUACUACUACAUAUUAUUCUAUCUCCUGUUUUUAUUUUUUUUUGGUGGAAUUGUUUUUGUUUUAAAAAAAAAAAAAAAUCUUCUGCUCUCACCGUCAUCAUCAUCUUCAUCUUCAUGAUCAUCAGAACAAGCUUUGACAACAGCCAGAACGGAGACGGAUUAAUGGAUGGAUGGGAUGGGAUGGGAGACAGACGGGAUGCUGCUCAGUUUGGAACUUAUGUGUGUUUCUUCCCCCGACAGGAGGAAGUUUUUAUUUUUUAUUAUUUUUCAAAGUAUAAAAAGAAAAUGAGACUGUUAUAAUUAUUUAACUGUCUGUCCGUCACAUUUUACCCCUCACCUCAGCAGCUGUGAAUACAGAGCCCUGUUGGGUUCUCUCUCUCUCUCUCUCUCUCUCUCUCUCUCUUUCAUGCUCUCUCUCGGCCUAUCAGUGUUGUUUGCCAUGUUGUGCACCAUGCAGGCGGGUAGUAUUGUACAGAACAGAAGGACAAAGACUUUGGGGGGGGGGCGAGCUCACUCUUCUCUUGUAACUGCUUUCCUCUGAGAAAAAGAAAAAGAAAAGAAAAGUGUAAUUAAUUGAUGACUCAGAACAGCAAAACGAUGUAUAAUGUGAUUCGAUCCAGGUUUCUUAUUUUCCUUUUUUAAGUUUCCUUUCAUUUUUAAUUCUAAGAACGUCACCUCGUAGAUCAUUUUUUAUUUCGGCGUCACGAUAUUGUAAAAAAAAAAAAAAAAAAACGCUACACGAGGAGGAAGUCAAUCCAACUUCUGAAAUGUGAAAAGUUAAAUUUGAUUUUUUUUUUAAAAACACGGCUAGGUUUUGCUUCAGCACGACAAGAAGCCACGACUUUCUGAACAGGAAAGAAAAGAAAAAAAACGGAGGUGUUUGCUUUCUCUUGUGGUGACCAGGGAGCCAUCUUCUCUCGCGUUCCUUUUUUUCUUCUUCUUAUGUACAAUUCUUUCAAGAGACAGUACAUGUGUUGUAACCAUUGUAUUAAAAAAAAAGUCAAAGACAAAGUCAAACAAUACCUCAAACUGCGCUCUUUGCCGCGAUCGCGCGACCUUUGUUGAUGCUGACGGUACUUAGCCGCAUCGACAUUGCACACACGGUCGCGGCAAACAUCCAGCUCUCUGGGGAAUUGUUUCCUAUAUAAUGACAUUUAAGUAGAGGCUUUAGUAAUAGAAGUUCCUAACAAUGAUGUGAUGGAUCAUUCAUUUCCAGAUGUCAUGAAGUUGAAUCCAAACCGGGGCGGGGUUGAGUCGCCAAAAAAAAAAAAUUCUUUCAUUUCUCCUGCAGACCUGUUUUUUUUUUUUUCUACGUUUUUUGGGAUUCAACCCUCCCCUCCUUCCACCUCUGGUUCCCUGAUGAAGACUUCACUCCACUGGUGACAAACACACACACACACACACACACACACACAGUUUUCUGUUGACUACUGUUGCUCAGUCAGACACUGUGUCUCUCUGUUAACAAUCAAAGAAAAAGACCCACACACAUCCGCUUCUUAUCGUGCAUCAGGAAACUAGAAACCCUGCCGUGAUGCUGCCUCUAAAUAUCCUCUUUGAAUUAAAGUCAAGAUACACCAUCCAAGUGGAAUAUUAAAGCCUGCUUUGGGCUCAUUCUGACGACCAAACAACGAUACAGUCGGUGAAGGAUCCCGUCAACAUGGACUUGUUUUCGCUUCUGUAACCCCUCCCACAAGACUCACUUUUAAACUCAAUCUCAGCACUUUCCUGAAUCUACCUUAGUGUGUAUGUCACCUUAAUGUAACUAAACUUAUACCUCAAAGCUUACUGGUGAAAUCAAGUGUCCACACGCCUGCCAAGGGCCACAUGCAGGGAGGUCACCAGAGGGUCAAAAGUCAUUUCAGUGAGGAAAAACGAUGUUGAGUUUUUAACCACGCUUUGGUGCAGCUGCAGCUUCUCUCUCCUGCUCCUUCUGCUGUCUGCAUGUUGGAGCUGAACGAGGCGCGAGCUGACGCACAUGCGGAAUCUCGAUGGCCUCCCUAAACCCUGACCCCUGACCCCUGACCCCUUACGGACUUAAUUGACGACACCUGGAACGAGAUCGAGUGCACGAGGCUGCAUGGGCUCCAAAUGGUUUUAAUGCCAAUAAGACAGCACUUUGAGACUUCUCUGUAACCAUGACGACACGUGGCAUGUGGCAUUAGGUUGUUUUUUUUUUUUACUUUACUCGCUAUACAUGAUAUGUACCUUUUCUCCGUUGACGCCAGCUGCAUUAAAUAGUGUUAGCAUUAGGCUAACUAAAGAGCUAGUAUGCGGCCUUGUUUACAAGGAGUCAGUCAACCAUCCAACACUUUUUAUUGAAUUUGGCCGCUAAGAUUUGUGCUUGACUGGUGGAUAUUUCAUCUUCCUGUCACCUUGGCUUGUGACUCAACCGUUAAUUUAAAAUCCUGUUGGCGUGAGAAAAACAUUCUAGUCCGGUUUAGAGUGAUCAUCUUUGAUCUCACUACAUCGACAGCAGAAAACAGAGCACCUCACAUCUGAGGAGAUCUGUGUUUUCAGAAACCAUUUUCUGCUUUUCUGUUUCACUACAUUUCAGCACUUUAUCUUUGGUUAUUGACAUUAAACACGAGGGUCUGUGAGGAAUGAUCAGCAGUGAGGUGAAAGUCUGAAACUUAGCAGUGAGAGUGUAGUAUCGGUACUCAGUGUGUGAGUGUUUGUGUCGAUCAGAGAUGACACACUAAUAGAAAGUAAAGGUUGUGU
Messenger RNA from Labrus mixtus (cuckoo wrasse), 9184 nucleotides. It is a transcript of the gene ncoa1, whose product is annotated as nuclear receptor coactivator 1. The record is from RefSeq and is a predicted model, not a curated record. The transcript has 22 exons. Bases 982 to 5574 code for a protein of 1530 amino acids. Gene Ontology annotation, molecular function: nuclear receptor binding; protein dimerization activity. NCBI's taxonomy places the organism in Eukaryota, Metazoa, Chordata, Actinopteri, Labriformes, Labridae. Gene Ontology annotation, cellular component: nucleus. Gene Ontology annotation, biological process: cellular response to hormone stimulus; positive regulation of transcription by RNA polymerase II.